AAGGACAUGCACGACAUAUUAGGAUAAUGUUAUGCAGGACCAUAUUCUAUGUGUAUUACAGGAUGAGAAGUGAACGUGUAGGUUUACACAUGCUAUAAUAACAAAUAAUGCAUGGGCCACGGAUGGCAACCUCCACGCAGAGAUUUGACGGGAAUAAUCUGUUAUCUGUUAUCUCUUUGUCUUCUCCACCAGUAUAGGUUAACUGUCACGCAAGCUCAUCACGUAAAAUGUAUCUUUUACACCACCAAAUGUUAAUAAGCACCAAUAAAUUUUACACACAUAUUCUUUACACUUUUUUCACACGCUUAUUAUGUUACGAUUAUGUCUUGGAAGCAGUUUUGUUAGCAUGGGGUUAGUUUAAGGGGUUGUAUCAGAAAGCUUUAAAUGUUAAUAACGUUCAUUAUGUAGGGAGAAUAUGAGUCUUUUACAUUGAAACUCAACACCUUCUACCUUCUAUGAUAGCUGAAUGAAAUUGUAUGUGAGUGCAAGGAACGACAACUCUGCGAUGAGAUUGCAGGGAUGGGUGCACAAUAAGUGUAAUGUAACCACAAGUAUCAACAAAGAUGGCAGACAAGAAAAAAGUGAAGGAAGAAAAACCUAUUGUUGUUGCUAAAAAUGCGGCCGAGUUACAAAAACUUCGCCUUGAAAAGCUUAUGAGUAAACAUGAAAAGCCUGUGUUCAUUCCAGAAAAGUCAAAAGAAUACAAACCUAGGGAACCAUUAGAAUUUGUGAGAAAUAUUUGGGGUUCUAGCGCUGGUGCUGGCAGUGGAGACUUUCAUGUGUAUCGAGGUGUGAGGCGGAGAGAAUAUGCGAGGCAGAAGUUCAACAAGGAAAAGAAUGCUAAGGAAGAUGCUGAUGCAGCAUUCCGCAAAAAGGUUGAGGAAAACAUGAAGCAAGCUGAUGAAAGAACUGCAAAGAAAAGAGCUAAACGGCUCAAGAAAAAGCAGAAACAGAAAAAUAAAAAGCCUAAGAAAGAUAAAGAAGAAGAAUCUGAUGAUGAAGAGGAAGAAGAGGAGGAAGACAGUGAUAGGGACACAGCAGAUAAAACAGACAGCCCAAUAGGGGAUGAAAGUAGCCGAACAGGGGACGAAAAUAGCCGAACAGGGGACGAAAAGAGCCGAACAGGGGACGAAAAUAGCGGAACAGGGGACGAAAAUAGCCAAACAGGGAACGAGAAUAGCCGAACAGGGGACGAAAAUAGCCCUACAGGGGACGAGAAUGGCCGAACAGGGGACGAGAAUGGCCAAACAGGGGACGAGAAUAGCCGAACAGGGGACGAGAAUGGCUGUAUAGGGGACGAGAAUAGUCGAACAGGGGAUGAGAAUGGCCGCACAGAGGAUGAGAAUAGCUGUACAGGGGACAAUAAUGGCCGUACGGAGGAUGAGAAUAGCUGUACAGAGGACAAGAUCGGCCGUACAGAGGAUGAAAAUAGCUGUACAGGGGAAGAGAAUAGCUGAAAAGGGGACAUAAAUAGCUGUACAAGGGACAAGAAUAGUCAAACAGAUGAUAACAACCUUGAUGGGGAUGAUAAAGAGUCAAACAUGACCCAAAAACGUAAUUUUGCAGUUUAAGAAUGCACAGAAAAAUGUCAUGAGGGUUCAGGUGUGUCUGACUCUGACAGCAAGAAAAUGAUGAGACAUCAUUUUGUAUAGUGCAGGAUUAUAACAAUUUGAGGAUAUAAUGCAUGUGUGUAAAGUGUCGUCCCACAUUAGCCUGUGCAGUCGACACAGGCAAAUCAGGGACGACACUUUCUGCCUAAAUUGGAUUAUUGCUAAGAAGAGACUUCAUUUAAACGAAAAAUGUCAUAAGAGCGGAAAGUGUCACACCUGAUUAGCCUGUGCAAACUGCUCAGGCUAAUCUGGGACAAUACUUUACGCACAUACAUUAAGCCCAGUUUUCUCAGAAUGCGACUCAUUUGAACAUGAAACACUUGUCUUCGAUGUAGAAAUGUUUAGCAGCUACAAAAGUUUUCUCUUGAACCUUUGUUAUAAUAUAUAUAUAUAUAUAUAUAUAUAUAUAUAUAUAUAUAUAU
Dreissena polymorpha is the source of this 2032-nucleotide messenger RNA. Its product is annotated as PRKR-interacting protein 1 homolog. Lineage: Eukaryota; Metazoa; Mollusca; Bivalvia; Myida; Dreissenidae. The record is from RefSeq and is a predicted model, not a curated record. Gene Ontology annotation, biological process: negative regulation of protein kinase activity. Gene Ontology annotation, molecular function: protein kinase binding; double-stranded RNA binding; protein kinase inhibitor activity. The transcript is spliced from 6 exons. The coding region runs from base 564 to 1457 and encodes 297 amino acids. Gene Ontology annotation, cellular component: nucleolus.